UGGCUGCCAUAGCGCGUUCUAGAAUACAAUAUGCUUUCRUUUUUCGCUCACCKCUUGCUAAAAACACUUCACUUUGCAUCAGAUCUUUCCAUAAAGGCGCUGCUAGCUACAAACCUGUACAUGCAAUUAUAAUGGGCCCGCCAGGAUCUGGAAAAGGCACAGUUUCAGAACGAAUUGUUCGUGACUUUGGAUUGGACCAUCUCUCCAGUGGGGACUUACUGAGGUCUCAUAUCCAAAAUAACACCGAUAUAGGAAAAGAAGCGAAGAAAUACAUCGAUAAAGGACACCUUGUACCUGACAAUUUGAUGGUUGAUCUUGCAUUGAAAGAACUCGAGCAACGAAAAAGUGGCUGGUUGCUAGAUGGGUUCCCAAGAACAGUCAGUCAAGCAGAAGUACUCUCCCAGAACCAAACAAUCGAUAUUGUUGUUAAUUUGGAUGUACCCUUUGAAACAAUAAUAGAGAGAAUAAAGCAACGUUGGAUUCACUUCGCAAGCGGAAGAGUGUAUAACCUGGAAUUCAAUCCUCCAAAAGUUCCAGGUAAAGAUGAUAUCACAGGGGAGCCUUUAAUGCAAAGAGAAGAUGACAAGCCUGAAACUGUUAAGGCUAGACUUCAAAAGUAUGAAGAACAAACCAAGCCAUUGAUUGAAUAUUACAGCAACCUCAACAAGCUACAGUCAUUYGCUGGAACAGAAACCAAUGUCAUUUGGCCCGUGGUAAAAAAGUACCUUGAGGAAAAUUUCUUUAAGAAUAAGUAAGGGACCUUAGUUGGCAUUWGUUUGWUCAUCAACUGAUUGGGAUCCCUGUGGUUUCUCAUAUCUUAAUGGUAACCCUGUGGUACUAAAGCUGAGGUAGACUGGGAAUGCCAAAUGUAAUUGGCUGAUGAUGAAUUUUAUUGUCUGCGUGAUGCUCAUAGUUAUUACAGUAAUUUAUAAUAUUAUCUAGGAAUAAUUAAUAAUCAAUAAUAAUCUUUUAUAAAAUGACAAUACAAUGAACCAAAUUGCAAUGAUUUGCAAUAACAAUUAUAGUGACAUGUAUGUAUCAUGUAUGUAGUGUAGGUAGAAUUUAAUUUUAAUUUUAAAUGAUAAUUUAGUAGUCUUUGUUUACCAACAAUAAAAUGUUUUAAACUCGUUCAA
Molecule: messenger RNA, 1133 nt
Organism: Exaiptasia diaphana
Lineage: Eukaryota; Metazoa; Cnidaria; Anthozoa; Actiniaria; Aiptasiidae
Product: GTP:AMP phosphotransferase AK3, mitochondrial
Exons: 6
Coding region: 132-755 (207 amino acids)
Biological process (GO): nucleobase-containing compound metabolic process
Cellular component (GO): cytoplasm; mitochondrion
Molecular function (GO): AMP kinase activity; ATP binding
Source: RefSeq, a predicted model, not a curated record